Messenger RNA from Helianthus annuus (common sunflower), 895 nucleotides. Its product is annotated as peroxisomal membrane protein 11-4. Bases 111 to 788 code for a protein of 225 amino acids. NCBI's taxonomy places the organism in Eukaryota, Viridiplantae, Streptophyta, Magnoliopsida, Asterales, Asteraceae. The transcript has a single exon. Gene Ontology annotation, biological process: peroxisome fission; regulation of peroxisome size. The record is from RefSeq and is a predicted model, not a curated record. Gene Ontology annotation, cellular component: peroxisomal membrane.
GAAAACAUAUUAUCCAAAACUACCCCUAACAUGUGGCUCUCCCUCAUACCCUCACCAUUAUCUAUUUUACAAAUCAAACAUAUUCUUACACUUUGAGCUCACACCACACCAUGAAUGACAAAGUUGACAAGCUAGUGAUUUUCCUAGCAAAGAGGGAUGGUAUUGACAAGCUUGUCAAAACCUUCCAAUAUGUAUCAAAACUUCUUGUUUGGCGCCUUGAAACAACCAAUCCAAAUGUAGCCGGUCGAGCCAAACAAUGCGAGGUGGCAUCAGGGUUGAGCCGAAAAGCUUUCAGGUAUGGACGGUUUCUUACAGGCUUCAAUGCCCUUAGAAGAAAUCCUGGUCCCACCCCUACAUACAGGUUCCUCUCAGUCUUUGCUAACGCAGGGGAAAUGGUCUAUUUCUUUUUUGACCAUUUCCUCUGGUUAUCAAGAACGGGAACUCUGGAUGUGACACUGGCUAAGAGAAUGAGCUUUAUAUCGGCUUUCGGGGAAUCACUUGGGUAUGUGUUUUUUUGUGUUAUAGAAUUUAUGAUGAUCAAAGAAGGGAUUGAAGAGGAAAGAAGGAUUAGGAGUUUAACAUCAGAAUCAAAGGAAAAUGAUAAGGAAAUUAAGAAGAUUAAAGUUGAUAGAGUGAUGAGAUUAAUGGCUGUGGCUGCUAAUGUGGCAGAUUUAAUAAUAGGACUUGCUGAAAUUGAGCCCAACCCAUUUUGUAAUCAUGCUGUAACCCUUGGGAUUAGUGGGCUGGUCUCUGCAUGGGCCGGAUGGUACAGAAAUUGGCCAUCAUGAAUUAGCAUAAAUUUUACUUCUUUUGUUAUGUACUUGUAACUUAUGUAAUUAUAUUUUAUAUACAUUUGUGUAUUUGGGAUAAAAGAAAUAUGUUACAAAUUAUGUCA